AACAAAGAUGGCUGCAUCAAUACUGAAGGUUGCAGGUCUCUCGAGGUGUGCAUGGCACGCUUUACCCUCAGUGAGGGCAUUGUCUCUGUCUGUGCCCGUCAGUCAAGGUGUUCCUCAGUCAUUGUGGAAGUUAGGCAGGUUGAAUCAUGUGGCCAUCGCAGUACCAGACCUAGAGAAAGCCACAGCACUGUACCGCGAUGUGCUGGGUGCUCAUGUGAGCGCUACUGUGCCUCUCCCAGAGCAUGGCGUGUACACUGUGUUUGUGGAACUGGGCAACACCAAGCUGGAGCUUCUGCACCCCCUGGGAGAGAAAAGCCCCAUAGCAGGAUUCCUGAAUAAAAACAAAGCUGGUGGGAUGCAUCAUAUCUGUAUUGAGGUUGAUGAUAUCAAUGCAGCAAUAGUUGAUUUGAAGGCAAAGCAAAUCAGGCUGCUCUCCCCGGAGCCACGAAUAGGAGCACAUGGCAAACCUGUGAUGUUCCUCCACCCUAAAGACUGUGAUGGAGUUCUUGUGGAGAUAGAACAAGCAUAGAUAUUACACAUGUCCCAAGUGGUUACACUAUCUAGCAAAUAGUGACACUCAGUUUAAAACAUCUGAUUAGGUUAUUAAAUUUUUACGUAAGCUGAAGUUAUGCAAGUGAUGUUUGAAAGUAAAAUGGGAUGUUUCCACUUUCCGUCAUUGUUACUCUCUCGUUGUGUGUUUGAUUUUCAUGGAAUUUUCCCUUAUUGUUUCACUGAUAAUUAUUUAUUACUUUUUGAUUAAAAUAAAUAUUUAGUUUGAGUUAGUUGAGAAUUUUCCUGUCCCAUUUACAAAAACAAACACACUUAAAAAUCUCCUGCCAAUUAGGUUUUCUAUGAAGCACUUAAUAUAUUUUAUUAAUAAAGAUGCAUCAUGAAAUAUUACAA
Myxocyprinus asiaticus (Chinese sucker) is the source of this 903-nucleotide messenger RNA. It is a transcript of the gene mcee, whose product is annotated as methylmalonyl CoA epimerase. The transcript has 3 exons. The record is from RefSeq and is a predicted model, not a curated record. Gene Ontology annotation, cellular component: mitochondrion. Bases 8 to 529 code for a protein of 173 amino acids. Gene Ontology annotation, molecular function: methylmalonyl-CoA epimerase activity. Lineage: Eukaryota; Metazoa; Chordata; Actinopteri; Cypriniformes; Catostomidae. Gene Ontology annotation, biological process: L-methylmalonyl-CoA metabolic process.